Messenger RNA from [Torrubiella] hemipterigena, 3625 nucleotides. The record is from the annotation of a GenBank genome assembly. Lineage: Eukaryota; Fungi; Ascomycota; Sordariomycetes; Hypocreales; Clavicipitaceae.
CUUUUGAGCAAGCAGCAUGAUCAUCUUGGUCAAAAUAUCACUGCAGACACCACUUUGCCCUAUUCUUUUGAUAUAGUAUCAUGUCAUCUCGCCGUACGCAGUUUUCAAGCUGUGAUGAGUGCCGCCGUCUACGCGUCCGCUGCGACGCUAUGCGCCUAAAUCGAACAGCCGGCCUAAGGCAUGUCGACGGAGAAAUUGGUGGACAGGCGGCUGCACAAAAAGCGUGCACUCGAUGCGCUAAGCGCAAGCAUGAGUGCUCAUUCAAUUGGAUGAGAGACGUUACAAGACCCGGAGCACAGAAACAACGACAACGACAGGUAAACCCCAAUGCUUCUACAGGUGUAGCAGCAACAUGGACACAGCCUGUUCUACCAGUAAGCCCGCUUUCCAGCGUGCCAAUCGCCUUGAGACACUAUCCAACCGAGACUGUCGUUGUUGAAACCGUUGAUGACAACACCUAUGGCGAUAGCCAACCAGGAUCUGCCGAGUCAUCAGCCCUCUCUAGUCGCUACCCUCCGCACACGCUAUUCGAUAGUAUCAACUCAGAUGUUGUCUCCUGGAUCGACGCUCUAUUUGCAAACUGUUUUAAUAGCCUUUUUGGGUUUUGGAUGAGCGUCGAUGCUUGCCCUCUUCUAUGGAACAGCGAUCCAAAAAGCAAUGCCAAGAACCAUGCUUUGGAACAAACGCAGCUCGAUAGGGAUAUUGACAUUGUUCUCAUGUUCAGUACGCUGGAUCGCUGCGUCGCGCUCGUCACAAAUGAAGAACAGAGUGUGUGCUCUUCUCCAUACACUUAUACAUCCCCGGAAUCCAAUCAGAUCAUUGAUCAGUCCCUCCAUGCUGCUAUCGCGGCAUUCACAGCAAGCUGGUUUCCCGUCAUUCUUGACCACGGCCUCGACGUGGACAAUACCAUCCGCGAGCUAUGGCGAUUUACUCGUCGUGAUACACUGCGCAUCAUAAAUCGCCCAUGCUAUCGAUCCGUGCUCUCCCUCUUUCUCUUUUAUCUAACACCAAUUCCAGCGAAUGUUGGGGAAGAUGAGGAAAGGGACGGUAUGAGCGGCUCCUGCUGCGCGCUUGCCGCCAUCCGCCAUCUUGAAAGCCUGCGCUCACUCUGUGGUGGCUUGCAGUUUAGCGGCUCCAAGGUGUUGCAUAUGCGGCGCUCGAUAAGGCAGAUUGCUUCCGAACUUGGAAUCAGCGACCUUGGUUUUGACUUCAUUGGAGCCGAGAGCUCUGCUUACUGGCUUGGCCUUACCAUCGACGUGUCCAUGUCUCUCACACUGAACUGCCGCUCUGUGCUAACAGACGGCCCUUCUGGGUAUAAUUCUGAGAUGAUGUGGCUGCUGAUUCAGGGACGUGCCACGGUCUUCCGGCAGACGACCAAAUCAUGGCUCUCGGACGGGCUCGAACUUUUCGAUUUUGAUCGAGCUAGGUUUACUCUCUCGACAGCGGUCGCCUGGAAGGGUUUGCUGUGGAAGCUAGUCGCUAACGUGUUAGAAGCCCUACGAACUGCACUUAAAGAGGAAGAUAUUCUCCAGGUCUUAGAGAGCGCGUUGGACGCCAUUCAGCAAUACUAUGUCACAUUCGGCCCUUUGCUAAAGAUGUGUCAGGAUCGACUACUCUUCCUCCACCAGGAAGUCAAGUUGCAAUGGUGUACGUAAUGACAAACACGACUAUGUCUGGCAUUUUAAUCGUUAUUUAGUUCUGCACUAACUCAGUCUCCGAUUAGUCUCCCUGACACUUCACUGCGGUCUUAUUGUGCUCAAACUUGCAGAUGCCCUGGAAUCCAAUUCUCGCAUCCACAUGCUUGAUCAUUGUAAGUCUAUACUCGUCGAUGCUGAAAGCUCAACCAUGAAUGCGCUUGAAUUUGGAUGCCACACGCACUAUACAAUUGUUCAAGCUGCACAGCCCGAUGCCAGUGACAAGGACGGCGACUCUUCCGAGACAUGCCCCAGUAUCAACCCUUUUUUAAUGAAUGUGUACCCGCUCCCACACCAUGUUCUUGCUAGCAUAGGGCUCAUGAAGCGAGCCAUCGAAAGAGACAUAUCGCAUGGCACCUUGACGCCAGUAGCUGGCGCCAACUUAAAGUCUGUGCUAUGGCAGGCAUUGGAUCUACUACCUCAGUGCUCAAAGCCAGUAACAGCAAAGCGCAAAGGAUGACUUGUGCAGAGAAAAUUAGAGCCAUAAAGAAAAGCAAAAUUCUAUCAAUACAUUAUUAUGCUACAUUUCUAUGACGCAGUUCACGGGCUGGCGGCGCAGAUAUGGAUUUCUGACAAGUUGAAAAUCAAUGUGACUUGCACUAGUGUAAAACAAGCUCUCUCCCAUUUAGAUAGUCCAUCAACCAAGCAAAGCACAGAAAGAAUUUGCGCCUCCAAGAUCUGACCCAGAUGAAGUUACCAGCUCUCCAUCCGAGCCACGCUGUGUAGCCUGUAUAAUUGCGUUCCCCCUGCACGAUGCCGUCCUUGCUGCCAGUAUAUGUCACCAUUACACGCCGCUUAUAAGAAAAAGAUGAGCAGAGAUCAGGGUCGGAUUUUGCGUCAUUGAACAUUUGUAUAAGAUAAUCCGCUUUCUGCACAGCUACUUGCGCCGUGGUCGGGAGCGUUCCUCCUUCAAUAUCAGCGGCAUCGCCAAGAGCAAAAGCGUUGGGAAUAACGCUGCCUUGUUCGUCGAGCACGCCGAGAUGAUUGCUUGUUAGUAUUCGAACCAUGCCCUGCGCCGUCUUUUUGACUCGGAGAGUAUCCACAAGCGGCACGGACGUAUUUCCCGUUGCCCAGAUAAGCAUACCGUAUCGGAUACUUCCAUGCUCGCGCGUCUCGAUGGCAUCUUGGCUCACAGAAGUGAUGUGCGAGUUGACCUUGACAUCCACCUUGCCCUUGGCGAGAGCCUCGGUGGCAUAUUUGGCCAGCUGCUUGUCGAAAGGGGCCAGAAUUUGCGGCGCGACAUCGUGCACGGAUAUGGACGCUUUACCCGCAAGCUGAGGGUACAAGUUAAGCAUUUCACCUGCAAAGAUAUCGGUGAGUUCAGCAGCCACCUCGAUGCCGGUGGGACCGCCGCCCACCACAACAACAUGUAGCAGCUGUUGCUGACGAGCGGCAGAUGUGCCGGGGAGAGAUGCCAUCUCAAGCACAGCAUUGAGCCUGGAGCGCACAGCAUUGGCCCCAGCGACAUUCUUGACGAAAAGCGCAUAUUUAGAAACGCCAGGAAUACCAAAGGUAUUGAUGCGACAUCCAGGAGCCAAAACCACGCGAUCAUAUGACACUUCCAACCUUGUUUGCUUGAGCUCCUCAAAGUUUGGCCGACAGAUGAUCUGGUUUUUCACAAAGUCCACAUCUAGCACCUCCGCUUGAAUGUAUUCUCCGUGAAAGCCUCUGCUUCUGAUGGGCUCAUGUGCCAGCCGGGGAUCAAAGAGGCCACAGGCAGCGCUGGCUAGGAGAGGUGUCAGCGCCAAUGUGCUUUCGGGGGAGAUGACUAUGACUUGAAACUUGGACGUGUCUAGGCCGUAUGCCAAACGGUAUCCUGCCCAGCCGCUGCCUAUAAUGACAACUCUCUCUUUGGCAACCAUAAUGGGGGUUCAAGGUGUCCAAGUACUUGAUUUUAUUUUUUUCGUUUUUGGACAAGUGGGAAGGAAUCA